This is a messenger RNA of Rhodofomes roseus, 444 nucleotides long. Its product is annotated as 60S ribosomal protein L27a. NCBI's taxonomy places the organism in Eukaryota, Fungi, Basidiomycota, Agaricomycetes, Polyporales, Fomitopsidaceae. The coding region runs from base 1 to 444 and encodes 147 amino acids. The transcript has 3 exons. Gene Ontology annotation, cellular component: cytosolic large ribosomal subunit; ribosome. Gene Ontology annotation, molecular function: structural constituent of ribosome. The record is from RefSeq and is a predicted model, not a curated record. Gene Ontology annotation, biological process: translation.
AUGCCUACACGGUUCACGAAGACUCGCAAGCACCGCGGCCACGUCUCUGCCGGCCAUGGACGUGUAGGCAAGCACCGCAAGCAUCCCGGAGGUCGUGGUCUCGCUGGUGGUCAGCACCACCACCGAACCAACUUCGAUAAGUACCAUCCUGGUUACUUUGGUAAGGUUGGUAUGCGCCGAUUCCACCUUACGCGCAACCUUCAAUGGUGCCCGAUUAUCAACGUCGACAAACUCUGGGCACUUGUGCCCGCGGAGGAGAAGGAGGGUCUGACGGAGAGCUCGGAUGUCGUCCCUGUGAUCGACGUUCUCCACCACGGCUACGGCAAGGUGUUGGGCAACGGACAGCUGCCCAAGCUCCCGUUCAUCGUGAAGGCACGCUACGUCUCGAAGAAGGCCGAGGCAAAAAUCAAGGAGGCCGGUGGUGUUGUUACAUUGGUUGCAUGA